AUCACCCGGAAAACAUCCACAGUUCCGCAGACUGAUACGAUAUACACCGACUCGACACAAUCUUCUCACCUCCAAUAUGUCCUUCGGAGGGCAAACCCCGACCAUCAUCGUCCUGAAAGAGGGAACCGAUCAGUCGCAGGGCCGAGGACAGAUCAUCUCCAACAUCAACGCCUGUUUAGCCGUUCAGACCACCAUCAAGAGCACAUUAGGCCCAUACGGAGGAGAUUUGCUACUAGUCGACGAAAAUGGCAAGCAAACCAUCACAAACGAUGGCGCAACAGUGAUGAAGCUGCUCGAUAUCGUGCAUCCGGCCGCACGCAUUCUCACAGAUAUUGCCCGCUCGCAAGAUGCUGAAGUAGGAGAUGGAACGACAUCAGUGGUGGUUUUGGCGGGAGAGGUGUUGAAAGAGGUCAAGGAGCAUGUGGAGCAGGGUGUGAGCAGUCAGGUCAUCAUCAAGGGGCUGCGAAGAGCGGGUAUGAUGGCGGUGAACAAGAUCAAGGAGAUUGCAGUCAGCACAAGCGAGGGAAACCAGAGGGAAACUCUGCUGAAGUUGGCGGCAACGGCGAUGAGCAGCAAGCUCAUUCACCGUAAUGCUGACUUCUUCACAAAGAUGGUCUGCGAUGCCGUACUGUCACUCGAUCAGGACGACCUCAACGAGAAACUCAUUGGAAUCAAGAAGAUCACUGGUGGAGCUCUCCAAGACUCCCUCUUCGUCAACGGAGUGGCCUUCAAGAAGACAUUCUCCUACGCCGGAUUCGAACAACAACCCAAAUCUUUCGUCGACCCCAAGAUCGUCUGCCUCAACGUCGAACUCGAACUCAAGUCCGAAAAGGACAAUGCCGAAGUCCGCGUCGAGCAGGUCUCAGAAUACCAAGCCAUCGUCGACGCUGAAUGGCGCAUCAUCUACGAUAAGAUGGAAGCUCUCUACAAGUCUGGCGCACAAGUCAUUCUCUCCAAACUUCCCAUUGGCGAUCUUGCAACCCAAUACUUCGCCGACCGCGAUGUCUUCUGCGCAGGCCGUGUCGCCUCAGACGACCUCGAGCGUGUCUGCCAAGCUACCGGAGCAACCGUCCAAUCCACCUGCUCCGACAUCCAGUCCCAACAUCUCGGUACCUGCGCCCGCUUCGAGGAGCGCCAAAUCGGUGGAGAGCGCUUCAACUUUUUCGAGGGCUGCCCAGGUGCGAAGACAUGCACACUCGUCCUCCGUGGCGGUGCAGAGCAAUUCAUUGCCGAAGUGGAGCGCUCUCUGCACGACGCCAUCAUGAUCGUCAAGCGCGCCAUCAAGAACCAGACCAUCGUGGCAGGCGGCGGCGCCUGCGAAAUGGAAGUGUCCGCCUACCUGCACCAAUUCGCCGACAAGAACGUUCCCCACCGCCAACAAGCCAUCAUCAAGUCAUUCGCAAAAGCGCUCGAAGUCAUCCCUCGCCAACUGUGCGACAACGCAGGUUUCGACGCGACAGACAUUCUCAACCGUCUUCGGGUGGAACACCGCAAGGGAAAUUUGUGGGCGGGUGUGGACUUCCAGAACGAGGGAAUUCGGGACAAUUUGGAGGCAUUCGUGUGGGAGCCUGCGCUGGUCAAGACGAAUGCGAUCCAGGCGGCGGUUGAGGCGAGUUGUUUGAUUUUGAGCGUGGACGAGACGAUCAAGAAUCAGGAGUCGCAACAGCCUGCGGCGCCCGCGAGAGGACUGCCGCCGGGGGCUGCGCAGAGGGCGAUGAGAGGACGAGGGAGAGGUAUGCCGAGGAGGUAGAUGGAGAGAGGAACCUUUUGGCGGCCACGAGAUUUUGGCAUGAUCUGCACCGCAUGGCAUCGACCUCGAACGAUGUAAAGCACG
Messenger RNA from Zymoseptoria tritici IPO323, 1834 nucleotides. RefSeq lists its product as uncharacterized. The transcript is spliced from 3 exons. Gene Ontology annotation, molecular function: ATP hydrolysis activity; ATP binding; ATP-dependent protein folding chaperone. The record is from RefSeq and is a predicted model, not a curated record. The coding region runs from base 77 to 1750 and encodes 557 amino acids. NCBI's taxonomy places the organism in Eukaryota, Fungi, Ascomycota, Dothideomycetes, Mycosphaerellales, Mycosphaerellaceae. Gene Ontology annotation, cellular component: chaperonin-containing T-complex. Gene Ontology annotation, biological process: protein folding.